AUGGCGGAGUUUAUAGAUAGCAGGGAUACUUCUGGGAGGAAAGAACGAUUUAGAUUGAAUAUUUUUUAUCUAAAAAACGAGGAGUCGGUGCAUACAUUUAUUAAGAAGUUACCAAGGACAAUCAAGGUCAUUCAAGAAAAGAAAAAGAUAAAUGAUAUGCGGAAAUUUGCUGACAACAGCAUCACCUUGUCGAUGGUAAUUGAAUCAACCCUAGGUGAGGCACUAGUGUGCAACCUAUGCGAAUUUUGGGAGAGGAUUAGAACACUCGAGGAUGAUAUGUCGUGGAUACAGAUCAUUCCAAAUAAAAGGCUGACCUACAUGCCUCAACAUCCAGACAGACAAAUUGAAGGAUACAUUGAAUUUGUUGGUGGAAGCAUGAUUUCGCCAUCUAGUUUUGUGAAGCACUGGGAAACAAUAGUGACUGCAGAAUUUCAACAAGAUAAAUCUCAGUUGCUUGUUAAAGAUGCAGCAAUGAAAUUUGAAAUCAAAAUUUCUUCUGAUUUCUUGCACGAUUAUGUUAUAAUAGAUUUACAAAAUAAUGACACAUUCCUUUACUUUAAUGUAAAAUAUAGUCCAAAAUUAUACGCAGCUGAGGAGCCGUACUUAAAUGAUAUAGCACAAACAAGACUAUCAGCCAGUGACCUUCCAUUUCAAAAGUUUGGCUGCUUGGGCUGCUUUUGUCUGAAACUGAAAAAAGACAGCCCUUUGGUAUCCAGGAUAAUUUGGUACAUACAGUAUAUAGGUCUCUUUGUUGCAUAUGCUAAUGUGAAAGUCAAUUUUCCAAAGCAAGAGGCAGUGGCCCCUUUUACAGAAUAUAACACGGUUUAUGCAUGGACAUCACUGCGUUCACAGGGAUUUAAAGUUACUGAUCAUAUAACAGCAACUCUUGUAGAGAAAAUAUUCAGAAUCAAAGACCCUGCACAAGUAUUUUCCAAUAUGGUUGACCUUGUUGCAGAAAAACCAUUCUUUCAUUUCAUGAGUGAAUUGGAUGAGGCAAUUGAAAUGGCCAAAUAUACUAGUUAUGAAAAUAAAAAUAACACAUCUAGUAAUUUAACAAUUGUUAGACGAGCACUUCUAACUCCUACGAAAUGUGUUUUCCUUCCAAAAGAAUUAGUGAGUCAGAAUAGAAUUUUACGCCAAUAUGAUGAGGAUUAUUUUAUACGUCUUGUUUAUCGAGAUGAGGAUUACCAAAAACUCACUAAGGUGCCAUCUGUUACACUGCACAACGUAUUGGAGGACAUGAAGCAAAUUUUUUUGAAAGGAUUUAAAAUUCAUGACCGCAAAUACGAAUUUUUGGGAUGUUCCAACAGUCAACUUCGAGAACACAGCUUUUGGUUCUUCAGCUCUUAUAAUGGAAUUACGGCAGAAAGUAUCAGACAAAGUGCUGGAGAUCUAUCUAAGGAAAGAUGUGUUGCCUCGUAUGUGUCACGUUUUGGACUGUGUUUUUCUGCGUCUCGUCAUACGAUGGAUGUCGGGAUGAAUCAAGAAGUACAAUAUGAAACCGAUAUAGAAAGAAACGGUUAUUGCUUCACAGACGGCAUUGGGAAGAUAUCACAAAGCCUUGCUUCAAAGGUUGCAGAGGCAAUGAAUCUGCCAUACGUACCUUCUGCUUUCCAAAUUCGCUUUGGUGGUUGUAAAGGCGUUGUUGCACAAGAUCCGUCUCUUGGAGAGAAGGACGUACUCGUCCUACGUGAAAGUAUGAGAAAAUUCCAAUCUAAUUCCACAGGUCUAGAGGUGUUAGAAGUUACUCGUCCAGGGCGACUUCAUCUGAACCGUCAAAUUAUAACGUUGCUAUCAGGACUAGGAAUUCCUGAUGAAAUAUUCCUCGAUCUUCAAGAAAAAAUGUUGGUUGACUUGUCGGAUAUGCUACUAUACGAUAUGAAAGCCCUGCAAAGAAUACAACAGGUAGCGUUAGACAUUAAUUUUCAGGAACUGUCUAACAAAGGAGUAAGCUUUGUUCGGGAACCUUUCUUUAGGUCACUUCUUUUAGGCAUGUUCCAACAGAGAUUAUAUGAUAUGAAAAUGAGGUCAAGGAUUCAAAUACCUUUGGACAAAGGUCGAUAUAUGAUGGGUACAUCAGAUGAAACUCAAUCACUGCAGUAUGGACAAGUAUUUAUUCAGUACUCGAAAGAACUUAGUCGACCUCGAAAAGAUCUUCAGAUUGUUCUAGGUAAAGUUAUCAUUACGAAAAACCCUUGCUUCUAUCCUGGGGAUAUCCGGAUUUUCGAAGCCGUGAAAAAUCCUUAUCUUGGACAUAUGGUGGAUUGCGUUGUUUUUCCUCAGCUUGGACCCAGACCUCAUCCUGACGAAAUGUCUGGAUCAGAUCUUGAUGGUGACGAAUAUUUCGUAUGCUGGGACGAGCGACUUUACACUUUUGAAAAUGAAAAUCCAAUGGACUUCCCUAAAGCAGAAAAGACUAAAUUGGUAUCGGAUGUUCGAUUGAAGGAUAUCGUUGAUUUUUUAGCAAAUUACAUAAAGAACGACAACUUAGGAAUAAUAGCUAAUGCUCAUCUUGCUUUAGCAGAUAGUGAAGAGGAAGGUGUAUUUUCAUCUCAUUGUCUAGAAUUAGCCAAACUCCACUCCGAAGCUGUUGAUUUUCCAAAAACUGGAAAAUGUCCACGCAUUGGUAAAGAUAUCUGUCCCGAAAAAUAUCCAGAUUUUAUGAUGAAAAGUGAUAAAAUCCAGUAUAUCUCUUCCAAAAUUCUUGGAAAACUUUACCAUCAGUGCCAAUCAUUUCUUAAUAACAUUAAAAGACAGGAAACUUCUGAGUUUCUAAUUGAUGAUGAAUUAGAUUCACCUUUGACGAAUUUGACGGAUAAAGAGCGAGAAGAUGCAAAUUUUCAAAGAAAAAUAUACAAUGAAAAGUUACAAGUAAUAAUGAAUGUUUAUGGAUUGGAAAACGAAUUUGAAGCGAUCAGUGGUUUGAUAAAAAGACUGAAACGUAAAAGAGGUUGCUUAAAAAAUGAAGAAUUUCAAAUAGGGAAGAUAGUCCGAGAGAAAGUUUCAUCGUUAAUGCAAGGAACAAGAAAAACAUUUUUUGAAGAAUUUGAUGGAGAGAAAAGCAAAUUUUCCUGUGAAACAGAAAAGCUAAUUCUUAGAAAGGCUCGUGCAUGGUAUACAGUGACAUAUAAAAUGUCAAAUUCACCAUUCUUAAGUUUUCCUUGGGUCGUCGCAGAUGUUCUAAGUAAGGUGAAAAAUAGACAGGAACAACGCGACGCUUUUGAAAAAGUUAAUACAUCUCUUCAACAGCAUUGGAAACUUACGGAGGAAAAUAGAUUAAUUACUUCUUCUUGGAUAAAUUUUUUACGAAACAAAGUUGAAGAAAAAACAUUCCAACUGACCGAUUCAAAAUGGAUUGAUUUGUUUCAGAAUGGCAUUAUUAUUCCAAAGGAUUGCAAAGUUGUUUUGGGUUUCAAAAGUGAGGACUAUCAUAAAAUUGUUUCCACCAUGCGACACAUAGCCUCUGAGGUAAGAAAUGAUCAGUUUGAAGGCAAUCUUUGUUAUAUGAUCAACCUAGCACAUGGUAGGCCUGGAUUUGUAAGACUGACAGCUGAUGAAAUGAUUAUAAAAUUGAGCGGAUCCUUAACUUGCUUUCUAAAGCAGGAACAAAGUUUAAUAAAAUAUGUAGCCCAAUUUUUGUACGAGUAUUUUAGGGAACAAAUCUUAACAAAUGUUCCUAAUGAUGUCAUUGAGGACAUACUGCCCAUUAUACUUUUAAAGGAAUCGAUUUUAGACAGAAGUAUACCUAAUAUGUCUUCUGAGGCAAAUAUUUUAUUUAAUUGUUUGAGAAAUGUAAGAACUUACAUGCAAAGUAUUGUUGACCGUAAAGAUUUGCCCACAGCUUCUCUGAAAUGGCUCAUCAAAAAUAAAGAAGAAAUAGUUGUUAAAAGCCUGGUUGGAUUCAUGGAAAUUUCUCAAAGUUUAUCUGUACAAUUUCUUAAUGACGAAGAUACCGGUGGUUUUGAGUCCUCUGAAUCUUUCGUUUUCUCAGCCGAGUCAUUGAACAUUACAAAAUAUGCUUUUAUUUAUGUGCAAUUCAAAUUUCAACAAAUAACUGGAGCGGAUGUGUAUUUGCAUUACGAUGAUGUUGGGCAAACACGGGUUUUAAAAAUAGAGGCACAUGGGACAAAAGUCCAACUUCUGCGAUUAUCUAAGGUUCUCUGUGACUUUUUGGCAAAAUCUACAAGCAUUUCCACUGCCAAACGUGGGCAGACCACCGUACAAAAUACGUUUUCAGCAUCAUUCGAAGGUUGUACGAGUAAUGAUGAGCUGAUAAACUUUAACGUAUGGAGUGGACCCUGUCAUAGCCAACACCAUCAUGAAACUCGUUUUCUCCCUUACCUAGUUCAUGGACCCGAACUACCUGAAUGGAAUAAUUUUGAACAAACGUUUUCCAUUCAAUGGGAAAAAAUCAAGGAUGAGUAUAAUCCAAUAUUCCAUGGAGAUUUAUCUAUUGUCCUGUCGUUCGGAACCUUUUAUUUUAUGAACGUAGAUAAAUAUACAAUGGCAGUAUCUGAACUAAACGAACGUUUGCAAAAUUUUAAAGUAAGAAGAGGUAUUAUUCCCAAACCCUUUUCUUUUUCUUUUUUCCCAAUGAGUGACUACUCAAACAACCUAAUUAGUUUUCUUGAAAGACAUUUCAUUAAAGUCGAUACACAAAAAGAGUUGAAAGUCAGACUUUCAUAUGAGGGAAUGUGUGAUCUAGAUGAACAUAUGAAUUUUGUACAAUAUAAUGCUCCUCAAGUUAAGUGGUUAAUACAUCAUAUCAUUCUCAUGCGGAAAAGACAGUCACGGACAGGAAACCAACCCUGUGUUCGGUGCAAAAUACAAUCAUUUAGGACUUUAAAUAGAAGGGCUAUUGAAGCAAUGGAUGGCUACGAAUGGAUUUUUGAUACUGGAGCACACAUUGUGAAGAGCAAUGAUGGUUUUGUCGUUACUGAUCCAAACGUCAAAUUUAUAAGAGAAAAAGAAACAGACAUUUAUACGAACAUAAACUUGAACGUUCACGAAGGAGUAUGGCGGUCAAUACGUGUGGAGGUGUCUAAAGUCAAUGAAUAUGAUGUAAAAUACCGUCAGUGUACAAAAAUGUCCGAAAAAACGGAGGUGGUCAUUAUUCCGGGCAUUCUUGAUCUAAAUUCCUCGGACGAAGAAGUAAAAAAGUAUUCGAAACAAUUGUGGGAUAUUGCACUUCAUUUUGGGAAACAACUUGACGAUUAGAAAAU
This is a messenger RNA of Saccostrea echinata, 5222 nucleotides long. RefSeq lists its product as uncharacterized. NCBI's taxonomy places the organism in Eukaryota, Metazoa, Mollusca, Bivalvia, Ostreida, Ostreidae. Gene Ontology annotation, cellular component: nuclear RNA-directed RNA polymerase complex. Gene Ontology annotation, biological process: siRNA processing. Gene Ontology annotation, molecular function: RNA-directed RNA polymerase activity. The coding region runs from base 1 to 5217 and encodes 1738 amino acids. The record is from RefSeq and is a predicted model, not a curated record. The transcript is spliced from 5 exons.